This is a messenger RNA of Trichoplusia ni (cabbage looper), 3507 nucleotides long. Its product is annotated as angiopoietin-related protein 2-like. Bases 227 to 2416 code for a protein of 729 amino acids. The transcript is spliced from 8 exons. The record is from RefSeq and is a predicted model, not a curated record. NCBI's taxonomy places the organism in Eukaryota, Metazoa, Arthropoda, Insecta, Lepidoptera, Noctuidae.
AUGGCAGACGAGGGCUGGUCAGCGCGGCCGCGCAGUUGCGGCGGCGCGGCCGCAGGCUCCAGUGAAAGCCCACUUUCAUCGGAGUGGGGCAGUACGCCACUACCACGAGAACAACAAAAGUGAACGUCGUUGCGUGCGCGUGCGACGCCGUGAGUCGGCGAGUGACCGCCGUGACAGUACGUUCCGGAGCGUGAGUCGCGCGUCUUGUGCGAACCGUGAUCUCGUGAUGACCAGGUGGUGGAUGGUGGUGCUGCUGGCGAGCGCGGCGGCGGCGGGCGGCCGCCUGCCCCGCACCUCGCCGCCCGCGCCGGCGCCGGCGCCUGCGCCCUCUGCUUUGCCAAGAUUGCCUCAAAGGAACCUUACCCUUGCCUCCAGAUCUUCAGUAAGAAACAGGGAGCAAUACAUUUUCAACGUUUUCGAGGUGAUAGUGAGCACUCUAGAGACAAAAUUGCAAAGAAUAGAAAAUCUUGAUAAGGCCGUUGAGCACUUGAUGAGGAGAGUAGAAGCACUUGACUCAAGAGUAAACGACAAUAUACAUAAAACUGAUGCGAUAAUAUCGAAACUUGGAAACCUUGACCUAAAACUGUUUAGUCGCAUAGUCCAAGAGGACCAAGAAAGUGUUACUGAAAAUAAUGCAAAAAGACAAGCGGAAAACAAAAAUAAAAUCAGCGACGCGCAGUUGCUUGACCGAAAAUUAGAGUCAUUAGACCAAAAAGUCUCAAACAUCGACACGAAACUCGUAGGCCUUAAAAAUCAAAUAGACAGUAACUUUUUGCCAGUCGAUGACAUCAAUGCCGAAGCAAGUGAAAAGAAACCUAUCAAUUUAAAUGUAAUAGAAAUUGCAAAAGGUUUGAAUACCGAGGUGGUCAAUGAAAUCACUAAAGAAGUAGACCAACUGAGGAAUUCUGUGUCAACCGUCGAUCGGAAAUUACAAUUUCAUAUAAAUCUUGUGUCUGAAAACUUAGGGAAAGUGCUUUAUAUGAUGGCUGAUGUCCAUGCUGCUAUUGUUGAACCAGAAGAUGCUUCGAUCAAUGUCAAUAGUCUCUUUAAAAAUCGUACAGCGACAAGCACGCAAGCACCCAUUACUAAGAAUAGUAAAAUUGACACUCUAGUCAAUAAGAUUAUACCGAUGAUGAGUGUCUCUGAAAAGAUGGAUGAGGUAUGGGAUGUGGUUGUAGGCACAAAGAGCUCCGUAGACGAUUUGGUGCCAAAAUCAGACGAAUUACUGACUCAGACACAGCGUCAAGAACGUGCCAUAGGGCAGAUACAUAACGAUUUACGAUUAAAGACGAAUCUUAUCAUCGAAAAUUUGGACAUGGUAGAGAAACGAUUGAAGAAACAAGAAGAUGAUGUAGCAACCCUGGCCCAAAGGCCUGUCCCAGCAGAGCUGCUGCUGGACCCGACUAUCGACCGCCUGGUGGAAUACGCACCCAACAGGUACCGUGUGGAUGAGCCUUCCACGGAUCCCAGCACCAGUACCGUAGCUGCCACUACGAUGCCGCCGUCUUCCACUUUCAACAACAGCCCAAGCACGAGCACAUCUACGGCGAGUUCGACGGCGAGCGCGGGCGCCACGGUGACAGUGACGCCAGCCAGCAGCGCCAGCACUGGCAGCACCAGCCCGCGCCCCGCCAGCCGCAAGGGCGGCAUCAUCUUCCCUAGCGUCAAGAACAAGCCUAUCAUCGGGAAUAACACUUUCGCUUCGGAAAUCGUCGCUAACUAUAAAGACGUGAAAGGUUACUCGUGCGUGGACCUUUUGAAUGGUGGCAUGCGCGAGUCUGGUGUAUACUACUUGCAAAUCCGAGGUACCACGUACUGGUUCCUGAAGGUGUUCUGCGAGCAAAACGUCGCCGACGGAGGAUGGACUGUGAUCCAUCGUCGCGACGACUAUGGAGUGCCCGCUGAGAACUUCAAUCGAGACUGGAACGAUUAUAAGAACGGUUUCGGCGACCCCAGCAAGGAGUUCUGGCUCGGCAACGAGAACAUAUACAUGCUGACCAACAACGACGACUACAUGCUGAGGGUCGAACUAGAAGACUUCGACGGCAAUAAGAGGUAUGCACAGUAUUCGCACUUCAAGAUAUACUCGGAAGCGGAAUACUACAAGCUGGAAAUUGAGGGGUACGAAGGAAACGCCGGAGACUCCCUCAACGACCCGUGGUAUGGCUCGAACAACAGCCCGUUUUCUACUUACAACAGAGACAACGACCGAUCAUCGCUGAACUGCGCGUCUAUGCUGAAGGGCGGAUGGUGGUGGAAGUCUUGCGGACGCGGACUCAACGGGCUGUACCUGCACGACCCGCAGGACCUCACGGCCAGACAAGGUAUCGUGUGGUUCCGUUGGCGAGGCUGGGACUACACUUUGAAACGUGCCACCAUGAUGAUAAAGCCCAAGGGCCUGCUUCCCAACACGUGAAGCGGCCCCGACAACCAACGCCCUCCAACUUAUCCAGCCUCUGUUCACUCAUUACCUGGAUUCGAAUCAACAAACUACAUCCAAAUGCCUUUUAAACUGUUUGUCCAAAUUGAACAGAACAUGUCUGUGAUAGCUGCAAUCCAAUUCGACAGAUCAAGUAAACGUCGUAAAAAGAUUAAAACGCGAACAUGCUCUCCGAAUCCAUGUAAUGACAUCGAACAUAGCAGGCAGCUAAGCUCAAUAUUAUGUACCUAUAUCUGUAAAUAAUGUCUCCUAAAUCAUCGUUCAUGUCACUGUCACCGCAUCUUCGCCAUCGUACCAGUAAAAUGUGUCCCGUUGUAAAUAACAGAUGCCAGACUAUUUCAAAGUGCCACAUCACACCCCAAAUUCAUUAAUUUAUUACUCAUGUAAACUUGAUACAUAAAAAAAACUUUCGUUAAUUAGGUUUAUAAUUUAGAUUUAAGUAAUUUUUGUAAUAAGAUGUAAAUAAUAAUAAUUAUACAGCGAUCGAUAAGAUGCAAACAAAAUGACAAUACCUUAAUGUAACUUAAGACAUAUUAUGACCGUGUAAAUUUAUGUGGAUCAAAAAUAUCAAAAUGAAUAUCUACCUUAAUUUACAUCUAUCUAUAAAUAUAAAUACACUAUAUACUCUGACAUACAUAAUAUCAUAUGCUAUAAGGUAUAUUCCUAAUAACAUUAUGUAUAGUUGCACUAUAUUCUAUUGUAUUUAACCACUAGCACUUACACAUCAACGUACCUGAUAUAUAUAGCAGCAAAGUUCGUGUGACACCUCGCACAACAUAAUAUAUACUAUAUACAAUAAUUAUAUAUACGGACACAAUAUACUUAUACUUACACAAUUCAGAAAUCCAAAAAAUCACAGCUUUUACACUUGUAAACUGCCGGCUCGUUACUAACACCAGCCAACAUUGUAAACAAUAAUAUGUCCUCAAGCAAUGAUCAGUAAUAAUCCAUACUGUACUUUAUGCCUAUAUUUCAGGAUUAUUUAUGAUUCAUUGUUCGAUAUGUAACUGUACACAGUUAUAAGUUACAUACACGAAUAUUUUAGUAAAUAAAUACACGUAUUUUUA